CCUGGGUACCUGGGUAAUCGAGGAACUCAAGAGAUUCCUCCUCGUAGCUAACAGUAGCUACCCGGCUAUUCUCCUGGACAACGCAGUUGUGGUUGUUUUAGUUUCCGUUUCAGUGACCGUGCCCCUUUUUUCUCCUUUAUAUUUCAGCGAUUUUCUAAAAAGCCGUCAGUGACAAACGUUAGUCGCGGCGCCAGCGGACACGUUUAAAUAACGUUACGCUGGGUGUUUUCUCCCCAGGAUGCUAGCGCAGAAGCAAGCCAGCUAGUUAGCCAACCUGCUAAAGUAGCCAAAUAGCAGCACUGCCCGGAUGCUUUGAACAGCAACGCAGCGGAUUUUGGGGAGUUUCUCGUCGGCCUUCCAUGAUGUCAAACAACCGGCCACAGCAGAGCGCCGGUGGGGCGAGUUCCGUGCCGAGCACAAGCAGCAGCAGCAGCAGCAGCAGCAGCACAGGGGGCGCGGGGAACACAAACGGUGGCGGUGGGAGCAACGCCGUAACAAGUAAUGGUAACAAUUCUGGAAAUGUUGUACCCUCCCGGACCCUGGCAGCAGCCGGCGAGGGCGGCUCGUCGGUGCCAACUUUGGCCGCCGUGCCGUCGUCCCGUGGCGGGUUUGCUUCUCUGAGCAGACCCUCUGCGUCCCCGGGCAGCAGAAAGAAAUCCCUCCAUCAAACACCCCUGUACAACGGUCUCCUGAACUCAUACGAAGAUAAAAGCAACGAUUUUGUUUGCCCCAUCUGCUUCGAAAUGAUAGAAGAGGCACACAUGACAAAGUGUGGGCACAGUUUUUGUUUCAAGUGUAUCCGCCAGAGUCUGGAGGACAGCAACAGAUGUCCCAAAUGUAACUAUAUUGUCGAUAACGUGGAUCAGCUUUACCCAAACUUUCUUGUGAACGAACUGAUCCUUAAACAGAAACAAAGGUCAGAGGAGAAGAGGCUAAAAUUAGAUCAUCCUAAUGGGUCUCGGUGGCAGGUGUUCCAGGACGUGUUGAGUCCUGACCAGGAGAACUUGGACCUGGCAAAUGUCAAUCUGAUGCUGGAGCUCCUGGUCCAGAAGAAAAAGCAGCUGGAGGCGGAAUCCCAAGCAGCUCAGAGACAGAUACUCAUGGAGUUUCUUAAAGAAGCCAGGAGAAACAAGAGAGAGCAACUAGAGCAACUACAAAAAGAGCUCAGCUUUCUCGAAGAGGACAUUAAGCGUGUUGAGGAAAUGAGCGGGCUGUACUCUCCAAUGAUGGAGGCAGAGUGUACAGUGCCUAAUGUUGAAGCUCCCUCACCAGCACCCAGCUGCAGUAGUAUUAUUGAGGCAGCAGACUACAGCCACCCUCCAGGAUUUGGUGGAACAACACAGGGGAAGAGACAGACCUGGUACAACAGUACCCUGGCGUCAAGGAGGAAGAGGCUGACGGCUCAUUUUGAGGAUCUGGAGCAGUGCUACUUCUCCAACAAAAUGUCACGCAUCACAGAUGAAGGGAGGAACCUGAACCAGCUGGAUGAUUUUAUGGAGUGCCUGUCUAAGUUCACCCGCUACAACUCUGUGCGGCCGCUCGCUACCCUCUCAUACGCCAGUGACCUCUAUAAUGGCUCCAGUAUUGUCUCCAGUAUUGAGUUUGACCGUGACUGUGACUACUUUGCCAUCGCUGGUGUUACCAAGAAGAUCAAGGUGUUUGAGUACGGCACAGUGAUCCAGGAUGCAGUGGACAUCCACUACCCUGUUAAUGAAAUGACCUGCAAUUCUAAAAUCAGCUGUAUCAGCUGGAGCAGUUAUCACAAGAAUCUUCUGGCCAGCAGUGACUAUGAGGGUACUGUCAUCCUGUGGGAUGGGUUCACUGGCCAGAGGUCUAAAGUCUACCAGGAACAUGAAAAACGGUGUUGGAGUGUUGACUUCAAUCUGAUGGACCCCAAGCUGUUAGCCUCUGGUUCUGAUGAUGCUAAAGUGAAGUUAUGGUCAACCAAUCUUGACAACUCAGUGGCCAGCAUCGAGGCCAAGGCCAAUGUCUGCUGUGUUAAAUUCAGUCCAACCUCCAGGUAUCACCUGGCCUUUGGCUGCGCAGACCACUGUGUCCACUACUAUGACCUACGCAACACUAAGCAGCCAAUCAUGGUAUUCAAAGGCCACAGGAAGGCAGUGUCCUACGCCAAGUUUGUCAACGGAGAAGAAAUAGUUUCUGCAUCAACAGACAGUCAGCUGAAGCUGUGGAACGUCAAUAAACCCCACUGCCUGCGCUCCUUCAAGGGUCACAUCAAUGAAAAGAACUUUGUGGGUCUGGCAUCCAAUGGAGACUAUGUUGCCUGUGGCAGUGAAAACAACUCCCUGUACCUAUACUACAAAGGACUUUCCAAGACACUGUUAACAUUCAAGUUUGACACAGUGAAGAGCGUCCUGGACAAGGACAAGAAGGAAGAAGACACCAAUGAGUUUGUCAGCGCAGUCUGCUGGAGAGCCCUGCCUGAUGGAGAGUCAAAUGUACUGAUUGCUGCAAACAGUCAAGGAACAAUCAAGGUACUUGAGCUCGUCUGAAGGACCACCAUAUCUCCAGUGGAUGAUGGAACCACCAUCAGCCUCUGUUUUGUUAAGUAGAGGAUCUGUCUGAUGCGGGGAGAGCCCAGGCUGCCCGCUGAACUGAGAUUCUCGACAGCACGUGGAGAGAUGAAAUGAACUGAAGCCGUCUUAUUUCAAUGAGCUACAAAUUACAGACAGCAGUAAAGACUUUGGACCAGUACAUCAGUAUAGCAGGAAAAGAUGUGCUGUCACUUUACAGCAGAAAACCGAGGACCUAGCUUGGGCACAAAUGGAACAAGAAACUUUAGAAAGCAUUUUUGUUUCUUUUUGGUAAAGUUAUAUCGGCUACAGUAAAACACAUCUUUAUGGUUUUAGGUCAAAUCAAAACUUGUACCUUUUUUUUUUUUUUUUUUUUUAAAUUAAGAUGUUGCUCUCAAGGGUACAUUUAGCCAAAAGCCACUAGUGUGAUGCGUUUUCCCUUUUAAAGGCCAAAGCACAAGACAGAAUGACGAAAAUGAUGUCUUCACAUGAAGCUUUUAAUCCCCCUCUCAUCGUUUGUCAGUCCUCUGUUUUCCCCUUUAUGUGUAGUUUUUUGUGUUUUUGAGAUUGAGAGAAAUCAGUUUUAAUAAAUAUGACUUGAAUUUCAUUCUGUCAAGCGUAUCGUCAGUUCCUUUUCUGGCUUAAGAGCGUACAAUGUGAGGUGGUGUACAGAAAUCAAGCGAGACCAGUGGAUUAUGGAAAAGUUGUUAAACUUCUUAUAUUUCUGUUACUAUCGGGGCAAAAUGAGAUUUGACAUGUUCGUCUGUGAUCACAGCGAUUCUCAUGUAACUUAAGGCAUCGAUCUGCAAUAGCACAUCAAACCGGAUUAUUUUUCCACGUUGUGUGAGCUGUUUUAUUGCUUGUUGAAAAAUGAGAACCUCACAGAAUCAGAUAGUUCUCUUAAUGUAGCAAUGGAAUUUUUCUUCACAUACUGUAGGUUAAAACACCUCAUCUGAACUGAGCUGCAUUGUAACUUCAGGCAAACUGCUGUCAGUUUCUGUGGAGUGGUGAUCGUUGACAUGGAGAGGAUUUGGUAAACACCACCAAGACCUACCUAUUUUAUGAUAGUGAGAGUGAGUGAGAGAGGUGUUUUGUAUUUGUAUAACUGAAUAAAUUAUUUCGAAACAA
This is a messenger RNA of Micropterus dolomieu (smallmouth bass), 3662 nucleotides long. RefSeq names its product COP1 E3 ubiquitin ligase (gene cop1). The record is from RefSeq and is a predicted model, not a curated record. Gene Ontology annotation, molecular function: protein binding; ubiquitin protein ligase activity. Lineage: Eukaryota; Metazoa; Chordata; Actinopteri; Centrarchiformes; Centrarchidae. The coding region runs from base 360 to 2513 and encodes 717 amino acids. Gene Ontology annotation, biological process: proteasome-mediated ubiquitin-dependent protein catabolic process. The transcript is spliced from 20 exons.